Molecule: messenger RNA, 747 nt
Organism: Blepharisma stoltei
Lineage: Eukaryota; Ciliophora; Heterotrichea; Heterotrichida; Blepharismidae
Source: the annotation of a GenBank genome assembly
AUGAAAGAAUCCUUAAUCAAAAAUAAAUCUUUUAUCAGUACCAGUGAUAAAAAUCCUCGCCAAACCAAAAGCAGCCUUGGCUCUAGAAGCACUAUUAACUUUGAUUUAGUUACGCGUCUUCUUCAAUCAAGAUCUACCAAAAUAUGCUACUCUGACCUAUGAUCCUGAAAAAUGAAAAAAGAAGCAGCUGCUAAAAGAGCCAAAUUGACCAAUAUACCCACAAUCCCCCAAAUUCAUGAACUAAACCUCUGCGAAAUCGAAAAAUUUUUUCGAGCUGCAGAACAAGAGCAAGCCUACCUCAAGAAAAACGCUUCCAAGCCAUCAGUACUUACAAUCCUCAAAGACCAAGGAUUAUCAAAAUUAAGCAAAUGCUUAAAAAAUACCUGGGAAGGCCGAAGUUUCAGUCAGCUAAAACCUAGGAAACCUGCAAUUAAUAAAAGAAAAUCUAUAAAUUUCAACCAAAGUUUUGAAUAUAUUAUAGAUACAUGUGAGCACGAAAAUGAGCUUAAUAGAAGCUUAAGCUCAAGCUUCAUAAAAGACAGUAAAAAUAUUAUGAAUAAAUACCAGUGUAUUAUAAGGAAAGCGUCUUCAGGGAAGCAAGGACUAAAAGAAUCAGAAAUAGAAGAAAUGAAAAAAUAUCAGCUAAAAGUUAAUGAAAUUACAGAUAGCCAUAUGUUUAAAAGAGAAAAUUUAAGGCAAAAAUCGGUCCUUUUCAAAGGAACGAGGGAUUCAAGAAAAAAGCUAUAA